Molecule: messenger RNA, 861 nt
Organism: Penicillium paradoxum
Lineage: Eukaryota; Fungi; Ascomycota; Eurotiomycetes; Eurotiales; Aspergillaceae
Product: DUF2011 domain-containing protein
Exons: 4
Coding region: 1-861 (286 amino acids)
Source: RefSeq, a predicted model, not a curated record
AUGUUCGAUCUACCUAAUGCUAAGCGCAUCCGCCGCGAUGAGAUCCAUUCUCCGACAUCCUCCCGAACACCAUCACCCGCACCAGAUGACGCCGCCGCCCAGGCCGCAUACGCCCGUCUAGGAAAAUUACUCAAUCUCGAUCAAUUGGAUACCGCACCAGAACCCACCAGUCAAGACAAUGAUCCCUCUGCGGAGAACGAGGAUGAGGAACAAGAAUUCGAAUUCCGGCUGUUCAGUGCCCCCGCCAAAUCAACAGAACAAGCCAAAGAGAAGUCCGAAAAUGAUACAAAUGCGAACGACGCAGAGUCAAAGCCCGCCGCAGCUACACAAAAACUGAGAAUUCGGCUACACUCACCCACACCGGGAUCUGGAGAUAGCACAGAGGGACGAUUUGUGAAAGCCUCGCGCGGAUGGGAUUAUUACUUCUCUACACCUUCUCUCCAGGGCACCAGUCGCGGAGAGCCCACAGCGGAGGAAUCAAGUCAGAUAGCGGAAAAGAAGAAACAAUUUGAGGACAUGGCUGUCAGUGGACAGCACAUGAUGACAUGGGCACAGUCACUAGUCUGGCCCGGUUGCCAUCUGCCCUGGCGCGUCAUUCAUUUAAAGCGACACCAGACCAAAACGCCCCCGUGCACCCAACAGUCUUCCUGUAAGAAGCGCCGGGUGCAGUUGCGCAAGCGGACUGCAGCGGCAGAGGCCGCUAAGGUGUCCGAAGCGGAGAAGCGCACUCGCAAGAACCGCGAGAGGAAACUCAAGCGCAGACAGAAAGCCAGGGAGCAAAAGGCUGCAGCGGCGGGCGUUAGUGUUGAGGAUCUACCGGCUGAUGCUGAUGAGGGUGCUUCCUCGGGAGGCGAGGAAUGA